Molecule: messenger RNA, 3111 nt
Organism: Peromyscus californicus insignis
Lineage: Eukaryota; Metazoa; Chordata; Mammalia; Rodentia; Cricetidae
Gene: Larp6
Product: La ribonucleoprotein 6, translational regulator
Exons: 3
Coding region: 418-1893 (491 amino acids)
Biological process (GO): RNA processing
Cellular component (GO): nucleus
Molecular function (GO): mRNA binding
Source: RefSeq, a predicted model, not a curated record
ACCCUAUCCUUAAGGUGGCUAUGCCAGAACUAACGGUAGAGAUUGUGUUUUCUCCCACCUUCCUGCGAGCUGUUGACUUGUGCCUGUCUCCGCUAGUCCAGCCCAAAGCCAGAAGCCAGCUGAGCUGUGUCUGUGCACGCGGCAGGGAGGAGGGAGCUGUGGGGCUGGAGCACCACCAGACAGGGACACGGGGAGGGACCGGGUCUGGGAUUUACCCCGGGACAGGCCUGUGCAGCGCCAGGAGCCGUCCCUGCGCGGGCGCUCAGGGCGGUGCCCGCGGUGCGGCGUGGGGCGGAUCGCGACCCCCGUCCCUCCCCCGGGGCUGAGUCGCCGCCGUGCGCGCGCCGCCCACGCGCGAUCGUCGCUAUCGCGGCCGCCCGGCUGGCCGGGCCUCGCCGCGCGGGGACCCUGCCAGCCAUGGCCCAGCUCGGCGAUCAGGCUCUGCCGGGGCCAGAAACCACGGUGCAGAUCCGUGUGGCCAUCCAGGAGGCCGAGGACGUGGAGGAUCUGGAGGAGGACGACGAAGGGACCUCUGCGCAGGCAGCGGGGGACCCAGCCCGGUACCUCAGUCCAGGCUGGGGCAGCGCCAGUGAGGAGGAGCCGAGCCGCGGGCACAGCGCCACGACAAGUGGAGGUGAGAAUGAGCAUGAGGAACUGGAGCCGGAAUGGAAGCCCCCGGAUGAGGAGCUCAUCAGGAAGCUGGUGGAUCAGAUUGAGUUCUACUUUUCAGAUGAAAACCUAGAGAAGGAUGCCUUCCUGCUCAAGCACGUGCGAAGGAACAAGCUUGGCUACGUGAGCGUCAAGUUGCUCACCUCCUUCAAAAAGGUGAAACACCUCACACGGGACUGGAGGACCACAGCACAUGCCUUGAAGUAUUCAGUCACCCUGGAGUUGAAUGAGGACCACCGGAAGGUUAGGAGGACCACCCCUGUGCCACUGUUCCCCAAUGAGAACCUCCCCAGCAAGAUGUUGCUGGUGUAUGACCUACACCUGUCUCCUAAGCUAUGGGCCCUGGCCACGCCCCAGAAGAAUGGAAGGGUGCAAGAGAAGGUGAUGGAGCAUCUGCUCAAGCUUUUUGGGACUUUUGGAGUCAUCUCAUCGGUGCGGAUCCUCAAACCUGGGAGAGAGCUGCCCCCCGACAUCCGGAGGAUCAGCAGCCGCUACAGCCAGGUGGGGACCCAAGAGUGUGCCAUCGUGGAGUUCGAGGAGGUAGAUGCAGCCAUUAAAGCCCAUGAAUUCAUGGUCACUGAAUCUCAAGGCAGGGACAACAUGAAAGCUGUCUUGAUUGGGAUGAAGCCACCUAAAAAGAAACCUCUCAAAGAUAAGAACCAUGAUGACGAGUCCACAGCAAGUACCCACCUAAGCAGGUCCCUGAACAAGAGAGUGGAGGAGCUUCAGUACAUGGGGGACGAGUCUUCUGCCAACAGUUCCUCUGACCCUGAGAGCAAUCCCACCUCUCCUAUGGCUGGCCGGCGGCAUAUGGCCACUAACAAGCUCAGCCCUUCUGGUCACCAGAAUAUCUUUCUGAGCCCAAAUGCCUCCCCAUGCUCAAGCCCUUGGAGUAGCCCUUUGGCCCAGCGCAAGGGCGUCUCCAGAAAAUCCCCACUGGCUGAAGAAGGUAGACUGAACUUUAGCACCAGCCCUGAGAUCUUCCGAAAGUGCAUGGAUUAUUCCUCGGACAGCAGCGUCACUCCCUCAGGCAGCCCCUGGGUUCGCAGACGACGCCAAGCUGAGAUGGGGACACAGGAGAAAAGUCCAGGGGCAAGUCCUCUGCUGUCUCGGAAGAUGCAGACCGCAGAUGGGUUGCCUGUAGGGGUGCUGAGGCUGCCCAGAGGCCCCGACAACACCAGAGGCUUCCAUGGUGGACAUGAGAGAAGCCGAGCCUGUACAUAAUACCUUCUAUUUUUAAUACCGGCUCCAUUGAAAACAAACUUUGUUUUCGAGGUCCUCACCAAUAGCUAGCAUGACAGAGAAUGGAAUUCAGUCCCCUUAGAAAGCUUUUGUAUCCACGUAGACCUUUUAAUUUAUAUAUUUGUAAGGUAUACACAUUGUCCCGUGUGCCAUGGUUUUAAGACCAUCUUCUGGCUGGGAGGUCUUGCUCCCAGCAUGGCCACUGUUUUGACAAUGCCUGGAGUGUGUGAGUGUAAUGUCUGUGAAGGGCUGUGGGGCACAGGCUCUCUGGGGAGAUCUAGCAGCGAGUCUGUCUGUCUCAACUGGCUUUUUUUCUCUGCAAUGACUGAGCUGUCCUUGGCAGGCCAGGCAAUAGCUCCUCCUGAGUCCUCAAGGGAGUUUUGCUCAAUGGCAAAUCCUUCAGCCAAUAGCAUGGUGUCUUAUAGGACUGAGCGUCUAUUCCCUGUCAAGUGAAUAAAUAAUAAAACACCCACUGGGAGUCCCUUAUCUGAGGUCACAGACCAUACCCCUUAGACAAGGAACCCAACAAGAACAUAUUUUCUCUGUCUACCCCAUAGUGUACUCCCGGGGCAGUCCUGGACUCUCCUGGAAGUUUCUGGCAGCCUGGGACGUCUGUCAUCACAAUGAGUCUCACAGGAUAGGCAGCUCCAGUUUCUGCCGAUGUCCCCACAGCAUCCCAGACCAUCAGUCUUGACAUCACCUGAGAACUUGCUAGAAACACACAUUUCAGAGGAGGGAUUAUAGGUGUGUUUUUAAAGAUUUUUUCUUAUCUUUAUUUACAUGUCUGUGCCUGUGUGAGUGUAUGCCAUAUGUGUGCCCAUAGAAUCCAGAAUGAAGCAUCAGAUCCACUGAAGUUGGGGUUACAGGUGUGAGCUGCGCAAUAUGGAGGCUGGGAACUCAAUUUGGAUCCUGAGAAGAGCAGCAAGUGCUCUUACCCUGAGCAUCUCUCCAGGCCCUGAAUCUAGAGUUUGAAAAGCCCUGCCGAUGAUUCUGAGAUGUGCUAGUGUGAGACUCCUUGAGGUAACCAAAGCUGCAGGACCCCAGGUCAGCCAGUCUAACCCCACGUCUCUCACUCCUGUUCUGUGACUUAGGGGUAGUAUUAAGCUCCCCGAGCCUUCUGGUGUCCUGGGGCAUGCUUUGCUGCAUGGUAGUAUGAAAUGUAGUCAGUUCUCCAUAAACGUUGGCUCCAUUUCCUCCUCA